Molecule: messenger RNA, 3063 nt
Organism: Nomia melanderi (Alkali bee)
Lineage: Eukaryota; Metazoa; Arthropoda; Insecta; Hymenoptera; Halictidae
Product: putative protein kinase C delta type homolog
Biological process (GO): intracellular signal transduction; phospholipase C-activating G protein-coupled receptor signaling pathway
Cellular component (GO): cytosol
Molecular function (GO): protein serine/threonine kinase activity
Source: RefSeq, a predicted model, not a curated record
AAAAAAAGGAAAAAGGAAUGGACAGCUUCAGCCUUGUUUCAGACCCCUACCCCUUCGCCAAUUCUCGUGAUCGGUUUUGUGACGUUCGUGGCAUUGUAUGUUGUUCAUAUUACGAGGAAUAGUGUGAGCAUUGAAAAGAAUGUUGUUUUAUAUUUGUUGUGGAAAUUGAAUUGUGUUUGUUAGCUGUAAUGUUAUUAAUAAGUUUGAACAACAAUGUUAUAAACCAGCGGAUAAAGACGCCGAAGUGUCGCUGGGAAGCUGUCGAAGGAAAUCGGCGGUGUAUGGGUCGAUGCAGCUCCAUUUUAUUAAACGAAACUUAUUAAAUUCCUUUGAAAAAGGCGACGAGAUUUUUUGGGUAAUAUAUAUAAAAAAAAAAUUAUAUAUAUAUUAUAUAUAUAAAAAAAUAUAUGUAGUUUAAGAAUUGAACAAUGCGGAGAAAACUGAAAAUAACUAAAUAAUUCAGCUCGGGCGAGCAUCAACAUCAAACCGAAACGAAAUAAACACGAGCCAAUAUCCUUGAACCAGUUAAACGCGCCGAGAGCAUUGUCUUUCAUCAUAAAAUUCAUCCAUCAUAGAAAAGUUACUGUUAAGCGUGGAAAAUAUUUAUGCGAGUGCAAUACGGAGACAAAUUUCAAUUGAAAUAAUGCGAACGAACAAGAAAACAAAGGGCUCGUCGAGAGAAAUCCGGCGGCCGUUGCUCGCAGCAGGGAUUGGCAUUGUGGAAACAAACUUUUAUUCGAAUAAAACUUUCGUUUUAUUUGUUAUCCGCCCUGUCACCUUAUCUCGGAUGAUGUUACUCGAGUAACGAUACACUUCGAAAAUAAAUCAUUUGUUAUUUGACGAAACGUUUGAAUACCGUGUUGCUCUGAAUGCAACCGGAACACUUUUAUUGUUUACUUUGUCGUACGAAAAUCGAACUUUUAUUUUUUAUUUUCCAUUUGAAAUAACGAUCAUCACUAGAAGCUAAUAUAUGAAAGUAAUUUCCAAAAUAAAAGCAAUUGGAACUCAUAUAAUUUCAUCCUUAUCUCGAAACGAACCUAUUUCUCUUACAUCAAGCAUCCCCUAUUUUUCUGUAUCAUUCUGAUUCCAAAUAAACCACUGCCCAACCCUAUCCCACGCGCAUCAGUGCUCAAAUCUAACAUAGAAACUACAAAAACCAAUUUCCCCAGCUUCAAACAGAGGAAAAUGAUUUUUCCAGGCUGGAAAACGCGUCGGUCCCGCGGGGUCUAAAAUAUUUUCCGCGCGCGGCGCUAGGAGGUUCGAUGGCGGGCGGCGUUCAACGGGCUGAUAUUUAUAGAUUCGAGAGUUUCGCGCAAACCUACAACGUUUUAGGCGUCAAAAUCCAGUUCCUGUGUACCCGACAAGCAUCGUGCCGAUGAUCCAUGGGCCUCGAUCCGCCGUGGUGUUCGACUCGCGUGGUCCGUCGCCUUCGUAGGCCUACGAAUCGAUCGGGUGUUGUGGAUCAAGAGACGUGCCGAGCCACUGGUUCCGCGUAGCUGACGUUUGAACUUCGUUUGGCGGCGACUUCUAGUCGCGGGAGUCAACCGUCCGGGCGAUAAAUCACGUCGGAUCGACAGGGGCCAGAAAGAUCCGCGGGCAAGGGCCGUAAACGGCGGAAAAACGCCUCGUGCCUCGCGGCGGACCAACAUGACCGCCCCAUCGUCCGCGCAUUAGUCACUCGUCCGAUUCGUCGAAAGCACCGUGGGCAACGGCGGGGCAAGGAGAGGACCGCGAAGAGACCGAGUCGAACGGUUACAAGUGGAAUCCGUGCGGAUUUUUGAUAUAGCCCGCCUUUUUUUAGAUUUUCAUCAAGGAUAGGAGGGACAGGGACCACUCUGUUUCGAUCUACGCGGAAAGGCUGCUUGCCAACGCCGCCCGCCGCCGUCAAUGCUGAUAGUUGUCUAUCGCCCGCGACCAUUGCCAAUAUGUUUACCUACUGCGUGUUGCACCUGUAACUGAAUAUUUUCGUUUUACUUUGAUAUUUUUCUCCGUUCUCGUACACCUUCGUGAGGAACGCGGGGACAGCGUGACAUGUGACAUCGGUCAUUUUGUUGGAGGUUAGGGGGGUGGGGUCCUGACGAGGAUGCGGCCAGGUGUCCGUGAGAAGAUGCUGCUGGCCGAGGGGCAGACAUUCUUUGCGCGUUACGCGGCCUGGCCCGCACCGAUUCGAACGUUCCGCACCGGAAACUCGGGGAGGUAGCGCGCCACGGUGGUUAGACGUUCCUCGAAUGGACGAGGCACGAAAGGACUGACCUAGUUUAGGCGAUCAUGGACGGAUGGCUGCUCGAGCGGAGUAUGCUGAUGGUUUCUCGCUGACUCGGGCCGUUCGCGCGUGAAUAUCCUGCAAGAUGAUGUUCACCGGCGGCUCGCACGCCAAGAGGUGGAAUAUCGGCGGCAGCGCGACCUCGAACCGGAAGUCCUCCGCGGACCGCAGGAGCCCGCAGGGUCGCGUCGCCGCGGAACGAUACACUUACAGGACACGAGUCCCGAUCCUGAAUCCUGCAGAUCUGCCGCCGUCGACGUCCACCGGGAAAGCUUACGUGUACAAAACUAGAGUCCCCCGAAGGGACGUCACAGCGUCAACGACGUCGGCGGCGCCGUCGACGACUUCGUCCCACGAGAACCUAAUCGGCGCCGGAAUCACCAGAAGAAGAGGAGCAGUGAAGCAAAACAAAGUGCACAUUGUUCGGGGCCACAAACUGGUCGCCAAGUUCUUCAGGCAACCGACCUUUUGCGCGUUCUGCAAGGACUUUCUCUGGGGAUUCGGGAAGCAGGGCUACCAGUGCCAAGCCUGCCAAACCGCUGUGCAUAAGAAGUGCCACGACAAAUUGUUGACCAAGUGUUCUGGAAGCGGCAGAGAAUCGGAGAGCACAGUAUACUUGAGGGAGCGUUUCAAGGUAGAUGUGCCUCACAGGUUCCGCACGCACACUUUCAUGUCGCCCACAUUUUGCGACCACUGCGGAUCCUUGCUGUACGGGCUGUUCCGGCAAGGUUUGCGCUGCGAUGGAAAUUUUAGAGGCCUGCAUAUAAUUUAUGAUGGUACUAAAUAAUACAUAUAAUAAU